Molecule: messenger RNA, 5800 nt
Organism: Ornithodoros turicata
Lineage: Eukaryota; Metazoa; Arthropoda; Arachnida; Ixodida; Argasidae
Exons: 3
Coding region: 4343-5461 (372 amino acids)
Biological process (GO): proteolysis
Molecular function (GO): aspartic-type endopeptidase activity; sequence-specific DNA binding
Source: RefSeq, a predicted model, not a curated record
UUCAUCGCACGUUAACCCUCUGGUGGGCAAAAGCAAUCCACAGACCGACCGUUGUGGCGUCGCUCAUGAUCUCAGUUGUCUCGCGACGUAAACUCCCAAUUAUUAUUAUACUUUGUGGUAACUCCCCUGAGAACCUCAAGCGCACUUUGCGGGACUGUGGAAGACUGAAAAUAGAUGCACCUUCGACCGACAUAGUGGCGAGAAACCCGGAGGAUAUUAUCAGGAUACUGUUCCAGGAUACCGAAACUGAAAGGGGAAAACUGUCCCGCUAACGCGAAUACAGCUCCGCCUCACAACGUGGGUCCCUCAAAAGAAAUCUUCAAGAAAGACUCAAAUGCUCCAACAAGCACGAUAAUGUGACACGUUUUUAUUUUUAUUUUUGACGCCUGCGAUUGCAUGAACGCGACAGCAACUGGGCAACGGGUCGCGUAUGCUUUAUCGCGGCAAAUCCUCUUCCAUCAAACCGUGCCAACCAAUCAUAAUUCUAGGGAGUAAUUAGGACGUGCAGUAAGUCAACUCGACCCGUUUCUGUCAGGCUCGUGUAACCGAUUUUCCCCAGAAAUCUGUUCUGUGUCAAAAGGGACUACCUUGCAACUACCAACUACUCUCUACUGUCCCUAGCGAGAUUUCAGCCGCAUACUUCGGCAACACUGGUUGUAUUGUUAUUCCGGAUUCUGAACCAGUUCCGUUUUUGUACGGAGCACAUGGUUUUUGUGUUGUCUUGUUCUGCUCGCUUGCUUGCUCGUAUACAUUUACUUCUGCAACAUGGCAUAGCGCUUGUGCGCUUCGUUAAUAUCCUGAGUUGAAUCUGAAGAAUGUCGCGGCGCUGUGCCGUACCGCGUUGUUCGUCGCAGGGGACAACCUUUCACGCGCUUCCGAGGAGAAACCCCCGGAGACAGUUGUGGCUCGAUGCUUUGUGGCCACAAGGGAACUUACCCUACAACCUGAACAUAGUUGUGUGUAGUGAGCAUUUCACAGCGGAUUCAUUCAUAGCUAAUACGCUGAAUGUAGCGGCUGCAAAGGAAGCUGGGAUUGCGUUUUCACGGACGAGGCUGACGAGCGAUGCAGUCCCUACGCUACACUUGAAUGAGAACGACGUGCAGUAUUUUGACGAGCCCGAGAGCGAAUGCUUUGAAGCGACCGAACAGUCUCUCAGUCGCGCAUCGGAGAACGACGUCGAGUGGAUUCCUCACGGGGAUCAUACGUACUCUUUGAGCUGGGACAGCCACGGAAGCGACGACGGAAACGAUAGUACCAGUGCGAGCAGAUAUGAGGAAAGCAAUGGUGGCGAGCCAGAUCCAGACACUGUGUCGGUAUCCACUGAAACUGACGCUUCACUGAUAACCUUAAAAACUAAAGGUACACAGGUGAACUUCUGCAUCAAGGCCACAGUAGGGAUACAGGCAUACAUAUGAUCCAAGUGUAACACACGCAUGGGAAGAUGCCCUUUUGCGACUGCUACCCAUCCAGGAACUGACAACACGAGGCGAACACCGCCCAUGAAGCAGGUUCAGGGGCCCAGACUAGACUUCAAGGAACUGAUGCUGAUCAUCGAAAAAGCAGGUGCAGUAUCUUCAGAAGAGCUGACAAUUUCAUUGCAUGCAAAAGAUAGGUGCAUGGGUAUUUCACAUUCAGAAACACCAUAGCGAAAGGAGUGCCAAGUGGUAGCCAGAGAUCUGAAGAAGGAAAGAAUAUCUCUUUUUUUUGGCAUCAUGCGAGCAGUAAUGGCAAAAGGGCAAGGGUGCGGGCCAGCUGGUACAUGGUGAAAAAAUUGGAACCCGAGAAAGGGACAGAGGAGGGACGCUCCUGUGUCCCUCUGUCCCUGUCCCUCCUCUGUCCCUUUCUCGGGUUCCAAUUUUUUCAUCAUGCGAGCCUUGUGCGUAACUUGAUAUGAAUGAUGAUGUGUGACUGUGUUGGGAGCCCUGGUAUUUAAACUCUCCAGCUUCGGUCAAGUCUUCCAGCCGUGUCUGUCAUGUGAAAGGUUUAGAUACUGUAUCCCAGAGUUUGUAACACAUAUAAACACAUUUGAAACAUAAAAAUAAAAAAUAAACAUAAAAGUUUGAAGGAAGACAUUGACGAACAAGAAGCAACAGGACAAUGUCUGUGACGUGUAACCUUGGGGCUUGUCUUGUUGCUUCUUGAUCAUUGUUUUCUUCUCCCAAUCUCAAGGAAUGCAGUCUCCAUAUUGCAGUCCAUAUGCAAUCAAGCAGCGUUUGCUGCUUUUUGGUGUGCCUCCUCCAAUUGUGCUGUAGCGCAAAAGGAAAAUAAAUGGAAAUGAAAUGAAAUAUUUGGCAACUGCCCGUACCUGUGUGUAACGCACACACUUGAUUUAACUGCAUUUGCUGCCAAACAAAUUAGUGCGCAUUCCUACAGAGGUCUCGGUGAGAAUAAUUUAACGGGUAAAAAUCUGGUUUCACCAUAAAGAAGUAACCUUAAAUUCAGGGAAGAAUUGGGUUAAACCCUAAAACUUCAGGCUCUAAUAAUCAGUAAGACACUAUUUCCACAUUUUAGAAACCGGCGAUCUUUCUAGUUACCGGAACCACUCCUGCAUAAGCCGCGAAGAUGGCCCUGGACUCCGAGAGUUGUGGCCCAAUUGCAGAUCAGGGGUUACCACUGAAAGAGGGGAGCAGAGUGUAUGAAGUUGUCAGCGCCGUCAAGACUCAUCUUCAUUAGCAGCAGCGGCUUGGCCGCGACGACGACAAUGUUCUUGUUCCGCGCUGCAUGUGCAGUUGUCAUCUGGUUCUCGGUGAUGCACGACCGUCACCAGUGUGUCUCUUAGCUCCCUAUUCGGCCCGUCAACCCUUCAAACGUUAGGCUUUCUACUGUCCAGCUUCUCCCCUUCAUCUGUAUUCCUCAUCGUCACCUGUGGCCUAAGGCACCUUUAAAUAUAUUAUGCAUAAGCAUCCGCUUUCUCGGUCUCAAUAAUUCUGUCUGGGCAAAGGGGCUCUUCGACUGCGAGGCGUCAGCGGCACUUCUCGUCAGCCGGCUUCACCUGGUAAGACUCCCGGUUUAACCGUAUCUUGCCUUAUAUGGCGCAGCCUCCCCCUUAUUUUGCCUGACAUGGUGCAGUCGACAAACCGAUGGAAGGUAAUACAGUUUCCGAGGAUGAACAACAUGGAAUUCACAACGUCUCCGUAAGCCUUGCGUUCGAUUUAGGCUUAGUCUCCUUCUGACUCUACAACUUGUUCUGCUAACCUUUGGAUUUGUCCCUCAACGGAAGAGACCUGCAUCCGCAAAAUGGAAGGCACGAACAGCCCGAGGUUGAUGAGGCUUCUUCUUCGCCCAUCACAAGAGUUGUUUGCGGAAUGUACUGCACGUGGUAUUGUUCUGCCGGAGAAUGCCGAAGGACGCGACGCUGCUAUGGUCCUCUAUCUCGACGAAGAUAAGGCGCCCGAACCGGAAGACAAAGAAUUCCAGUCAUCCGAUGAUAUCAAGGAGGACGACAGGAAGCCAACAGACGAAUCAAGUAAGAAGAUUCCAGAUCAUUGUCCGAAUCCAGUCACAAUGGAUCAACUUGCCGAGGUUUUCAAACGAGUAUUCUCAGUUCCCCAGAGAUUGGUGACAACCCCGGACUUAACUCAAACCUUGAAUACCUUUUCGGCACGACCCCGCGAUAACUUCCGUCCGUGGCUUACAUCAGUCGAAACCUUACGAAUACAGUACGGAAUCAUACUGCCCUAGCAAUAGCUAAAAGCAAACUCCGUGGCGCUGCUAAAGAUUGGAGUGACGGAUCAGGAAAGAACAUCUCCACGUGGGAUAAAUGGAUCAAGAGCUUUAAGGAGCAAUUUGGUUACGACCCUGACCUACCUGAUUGGACGCGUGACUGCGAAAGCAGAACGCAAAGAUCAGAAGAAUCUAUCAGUGACUACAUCCAUGCUAAACUCAAAAUACUUUCUAGAUGUCCUUACGAACUCAGAGAGCGUGACAAGAUCCGCUACAUCACAAUGGGCGUUCGCAACGAAGCAACAAGGACAAGCAUGACGUCCUACUUCAUGUCAACCAAAUGCGACUGUUUGGAUUUGGUGAAACUUGGUCGCCAAAUUGAACCCCCGGAUCACCAAAGGGAACAUCAAAAUCAACAUCUUGGAGCCAAGCCGAAGGCAUACACCGACAGGCAAGACCACUACUAUGGAAAUAAGCCCAGCCCAUACUCUAAAUACAAACAUCGAGGAGGUGGUGAGAAAGAUUCUUCUAUGAUGCAGCAUAAGGCAGAUAAACCAAAAUCCUCCCACAGUAACGACGGUCAUAAGGAGAAAAAGCAUAACUACAGUGCCUCCGUAAAGCAAAAACUCCCGUCUAGUCAUCCUGUUAGACCGUCAUCCCAGUACUCAUAAGCGACCACAUGGUCGAUGGCUUAGUCGACACAGGAGCGGACAUCUCUAUUUUGAGAAACAAGGAAGCAGAAUUAUGGGGUCUUCACGUGAUACCUUGGUCAGGUGAAGCGAUGGUAGCCGUCGAUAAUGAAUCCUCACCUCUUGGAGAGGCCAUCGUCGAAGUAAAGAUAGCGAAUACUUUGGUUCGCCUACGAGUUGCAGUCGUUAAUGACCUUGUUUAUCCCUUCCUGCUUGGAAGCGAUUGGCGUACCUCUGCAAAUCUUGGAAUCUUGGUGUGGCCUGACGGACAUGUCACCCUUCAACCACCCGGAAGAUCCAACAACCAGGCUCCCAUCAGCAUGUUUCUGGUCAAGGAACCCGUGACCCACAUCGCAGGAGCUCUUCCUUCUCUCGCCGAUGAAGCCCAGACUAUUCAAGACAUGGUCUUCUUCAACAGCACCUCUACCCCGACCACCGACAUCUUCAGCCCGUGGAAGAAAGUCUUGAGCGAUGACAGCGCUGGACCAGUCAAGGAGCAGCCACGUGAAACGUCACACGACAAUGCACCAGCACCCCUGCCACCCAGCCAAUUCUCGCCUAGGAAGUGUCCAUUCCCUCUAUUCCCCGGCACCAGCAUUGUGGUUCCCCAAGAGAACAUUACGCCUCUGCCAGCCACAUGCAAGGCCAAGCCUUCAAGGUCAAACCCUACAAGCUCUUCACCGACAACGCCUAACAUCGCAAGCGACUCUUUCAAGGUGAAUGAGUACAAUAGUGAAUGUGCGUACGCAGACGAACUUCAUUCUACACAUCCUAAGGCAUGUCAGACUACCAAUCACUCAGUGUCCGCAAAUAACGCACAUAACAAUGUAGACUCAUCCGACCUAUUACUUGUCAACACUAUCAACGUCAGUGACCUCAUUCCUUUAGACCAAAUCAUUGUUCGGGAAGCUAACGAGAAGUCGGAAAUCCCUCACUCUGAUAUCUUGACCUACCUGGAAAACCUGCAAGAUAAGGUUACAUCUGAUAUUAAUGAUACUCAGCUCACCAAGCUUCAAGACAUAAUCUUAAAACACACUAACGUCUUCUCCAAGCAGAAGUACGAUAUUAGGUUUCUGUCCCAAAACCGAGCAUUGUAUCGACCUAUCUGACAACAUCCCUGUACGUGUCAAGUCCUAUCACUACUCUUGGGCUGACAGAAAGUUUAUCAAAGAAGAAAUUGAUAACUGGUUCAAGCUAGGUCUUGUACGGAAGUCCGAAUCUCAUUAUGCUUCGCCAGUUUUUGUUGUUGACCAACCCUUUCACCCUUCAACACCACGCAGACGUGUUGUAGAUUACCGCAAGUUAAAUGGCAAAACAGUAAAACAGGUAUACAGCAUGCCGCGCAUUGAUGACACCGUUGACAGAAUUGGAAAAGGAAAGUACUUUUCUACCAUGGACGUUAAAAAGGGUUACCUCAACAUCAAAAUAAGAGAUACUGAUCAACACAA